This is a messenger RNA of Liolophura sinensis, 635 nucleotides long. RefSeq names its product sortilin-related receptor-like. Gene Ontology annotation, cellular component: membrane; Golgi apparatus. The record is from RefSeq and is a predicted model, not a curated record. Lineage: Eukaryota; Metazoa; Mollusca; Polyplacophora; Chitonida; Chitonidae. Gene Ontology annotation, biological process: post-Golgi vesicle-mediated transport.
GGAAGGCAUAUUGUUAAUAACGACUGUGUUUACAUAACACAGAUAUUAAAUGUUACAUAUAUAUGUGGAAUCUUUGUUAUUAUCAGUCCAAACAAUGCAGCCUUCACCUAAGUCAGGAGUUCAGUAAGCUUUACCCAGGCAGUAAGACGGUACCCAUCCUGUCUAAGAAAUCCGCCCCAGGACUCAUCCUGGCCUCUGGUACCAUGGGGAAGAAUUUGAAGCGGCGACCUAAUGUUUACUUGUCAAGGGAUGCAGGGCUUCGCUGGAGGGAGAUCCAAAAAGGAAACUACUUCUAUGCCUUUGGUGAUUUUGGGGGAGUGAUUGUUGCUGUAUCACAGUUUAGUUUAACAAACGAAAUUUUGUACUCCAAGGACAUCGGUGAGACAUGGCAUACAUACCAGUUUGCCCCACAUAAGAUCCGUGUGUAUGGCCUGUUAACAGAACCAGGGGAGAAGACAACAGUUUUCUCAAUAUUUGGUUCACAUACUGGUGCUCACAACUGGUUGAUUCUACAGGUGAAUGUAUCCAGUAUAUUUGCUACAAAGUGUAACCCAGAUGAUGAUUACAAGGAGUGGUCACUGUCAGAUGACCAACACUUCAGUGGCUGUUUGCUGGGCAGAAAGACUGUGUUUUAA